Messenger RNA from Phalaenopsis equestris, 1139 nucleotides. Its product is annotated as alpha carbonic anhydrase 7-like. The transcript has 7 exons. The record is from RefSeq and is a predicted model, not a curated record. Lineage: Eukaryota; Viridiplantae; Streptophyta; Magnoliopsida; Asparagales; Orchidaceae. Gene Ontology annotation, molecular function: zinc ion binding; carbonate dehydratase activity. Bases 161 to 988 code for a protein of 275 amino acids.
AAAUCUGCAAACUUGAUUUGUUCAAAAGCCAGUUUUUGAAUGGAAGCCGCAACCUGCAGCAAAUAAAUUAAAGCGAAAUACUUCCGUUACUUCAACCCAGCCCCCCUAUAAAUCCUUUCCUCUCCUCGCUAACGCCUUCAUCCUUCCACAGAAACCAAACAUGGCCGCUCCUCCAUCAAAGCUUGCCGUUUUAACCUCCUUCCUCAUCGCCCUCAUCCUGCUGCCUCCGCUGUCAUCCGGCCAAGAAGUUGAGGAUGAGAAGGAGUUUAGCUACGAUGUGGGGAGCGAGAACGGGCCGGAGAAAUGGGGGCGAAUUCAUGAAGAGUGGGCGGCUUGCGGUGUCGGAAAGCUUCAGUCGCCCAUUGACCUGAAAAACGAGCGGGUCCAGGUGGUGGAUGGGCUUGGCGAUCUCUGGCGAACUUACCGUCCAGCGCCGGCUGUCUUGAAGAACCGAGGGCAUGAUAUCAUGUUGAAAUGGGAGGGGGAAGCGGGGGGUUUGUGGAUCAACGGCACCGAGUACAAGCUUAAGCAACUCCAUUGGCAUUCUUCUUCCGAGCACACCGUCGAUCAACGCAGGUAUCAGCUGGAGCUGCACAUGGUCCACGAGAGCGCCGAUAAAAAGCUCGCCGUGGUGGGCAUCUUGUACAAGCUGGGCCGUCCCGAUCUUUUCUUGGCUCAGCUGGGGAAUUACAUUAAAAAAUUGACGGAUGUGGAUGAGGCUGCGGAAGAGAAGGUGGGUUUGGUGGAUCCAUGGAACGUGAAGUGGGGCAGCAGGAAGUAUUACAGGUACAUGGGCUCCCUUACAACUCCACCUUGCACCGAAGGCGUUCUAUGGACAAUUAUUAAUAAGGUCCGAACGGUUUCAAAAGAGCAGGUGAAAUUACUGCGGGAGGCAGUUCAUGACGAAUUUGAAGAUAAUGCUAGACCAACACAGCCAACAAACGGAAGGGAUGUUUUUAUGUACCGUCCUAAGAUUCAUUUGCAUUAAUUGUUUAGGUUUUUGGCUCUUCAUGUUUUAAAUUAUUGUGAGUUUGCUAGAAAUAAAGUUAAUAAUUUCAAAAUAUUGUGCAUUUAUGUGUGAGUGGUUGAGGGUGUGUUUCCCACUGAUGUUGCUGAUUUGAAUCGUUUAUAUUAUCUUU